CAACUACCAACUACCAACUCACUGCUCAGCAUCAAAUCAAAUCAAAUCGAAUCCAUCCAACAAGAAAUCAAAAUGUCAAGUUCAUCAUCAUCCAACAAACUAGAUCCACUGAUCUUAUUAAGAAGAGCCAUCACAAGUAGAAAUGAUAUACAUUUAAUCUCAUCAGAAAACCAAAAAGUAUUUACUUUAUCAGAUUGUAGUAUGUUAUCAUUACCAAGUUCAUCAGGUCAACGAAUCUUAAUUCCAAAAACAUUAGUCACAAGGUAUCGAAAACCAGAUUCACCAAUCGAUUCAACCCCACUUACUUCACCUGAACACUUUUAUGAUCUUCAAUCGAUCUUGUUAUGUUAUUUGAAUCGAGAAUCAGGUGUAGGAUCUUACAUUCAAGAAGCUAAUUUACAAAAAUGUAGUUUUGUAACUGCAACUGAACGGAAACUUUUGAAUGAUUAUUUAGAGAGUAAAAACUCGAUUGAACCUAAUCGGAUUCUUCAAAUAGAUUUGUCUCAUUCACUUUAUCAAGAUUUAAAUCAUCAGAUUAAUUCGAUUGGACAUCCUAACACAACUGAUCAUCAUCAAUCUAAAGUUUCGAACCAUCAGACCAACGCGCAAGAAAGUUUAUCAACUCAUCAUCAAGACUUGAGUGUCGAAACUCAAAAUGGAAUAGCAGGAGGAGUCGUAGGAGCAGGAGGAGGAGUAGGACCAUCACCUAAUAAAAGAGUGAGAUAUAUAGUAGACAAACCUGAUCAAGAAUUAGUGAAACGGAUCAUGAAAUUACACGAGAUUCGUCAAGUGUCAGAUCGAAAGAGUAACAGAUUCGAACCACCAAACGUUCUAAGAACUUCAGGCACUCAAACUACCGCAUCAGAAGACGUAGUCGAAGUAAGACAUCGUAGAGGUUACACCUCAUCACACGUCGUCUUACCUUCUAGUUUGGGAGGCCAUCAAUCUAAUUCAUCGAGCGAUCGAGCUGCACGGUACUUUGUGGUGGAUGGUGUAGAUGCUCUAAGUAAGUUUGGGGAAGAUGCUUGGGAUAGGGUGGUUUGUGUGAUGACUACUGGUCAAGAAUGGCAAUUUAGACCUUAUAGAUGGAGUGAUCCAAAAGAACUUUUUCAUCAUGUUAAAGGAUUCUUUAUGCAAUGGACACAUGAUCCACCUAAUCCAAAAGUAAGAGCCUGGAACGUCACCGAAUUAAGAAUUGAUCAAUCCAAACGUCAUAUAGAUAAAUCAGCAGCAGCUGAUUUUUGGAGAAGUUUAGAAGCUUGGAUCGCAUUACACAAACCAUUUGUGGCAUACUGA
Molecule: messenger RNA, 1296 nt
Organism: Melampsora larici-populina 98AG31
Lineage: Eukaryota; Fungi; Basidiomycota; Pucciniomycetes; Pucciniales; Melampsoraceae
Exons: 4
Coding region: 73-1296 (407 amino acids)
Biological process (GO): positive regulation of transcription elongation by RNA polymerase II; transcription elongation by RNA polymerase II
Cellular component (GO): Cdc73/Paf1 complex
Molecular function (GO): RNA polymerase II complex binding
Source: RefSeq, a predicted model, not a curated record